GUGGAGUUUGUAGAAAAAACGAAUUGACUCAACUUCAUCUUCCUCAUUCUGUGAAGGCUGUGUGUAUGCCCUCGGUGGACCUUGUUGUUUAUGCUUUAGUAUUAUUGUUGCGUGUUUAACAUGUUGCUCCUGGUUAACAUGAAGUUAUCCAGUACCCUCUUCUUCUUGCUGUCGGCCGUCCUAGGAGUCCUGGUUGGAGCCACAACUAAAUAUUUUGAAUUGGGUACAACGCUCACCCUGGAGAAAGACAUUCCCACUGUUCCACAACCAAUCGAACUCAUCAGGUGGAAAAAAGGCUCCAACUUGGUGGUGUCAUGGCCUCCCAACGUCCCAGAAUACUAUGGGUCAUUCAUAGGACGCACAACGUUGGAUACAAAAACCCUGCAGUUGGACAUCAAUAGUUUGACCUUCAAUGAUAGAGGACAGUUCUCCUUGGAGACCAAUCAUGGACCAAGCGGGACUUAUGAUGUUGAAGUCAUCAAGCCCCCUCCGACGCCCAGUAUAAAGACCCAGCCGCUGGUGUGUGACGUCAUUUGUGCUCUGAAGUGUACCGCAGACACCACAGAUCUGGGACCGGUCUCCUACGAAUGGAAGAAAGACGAAGGAGAGUGGACCGAGGGUGACGAGCUGAAGGUUAUGGAGAUUUCCAAACCCCCUGAGAAGUUCUCCUGCAGGCUGAAGACCCCUGUGAGGACCAGUAAUGCCAGCAUCGCCAAGGACAAUCCACUCUAUAAACCAGUACCAGAUGGUUUAACUUUAGGGGACAUUUUCGGAACACGUAUUGGCAUAUUAUGCAUUGUUGCUGUAAUUGCAGUUACACAUUUCAUUUCUCUGGUGAAGAGCCGCCCUGGGGAUGGGGAGUUGGGGAAAAAAAAAGUGAUUACUGCUGUCUAUUAGGCCGCCGUCGCUGCACUCACAGAAUCAUCUGUCAAUUACCCACCAAAGAUUAGGCACAUGGAUGUCUGCUAUGACACACGCUUGGUCGUAGCUGAAAGUGGACACUGAUUUCCUGCUUUCCUGAGUCAAUUGGCCUUUGUUACAAAGUAUUUGCGAUGCUUCAGAUUUUUUUAUGCAUUCAUACAGCUUGCUGUUUUUAGAUAAUUAUUAUUUUUAUAUUAUUUUGUCGUCCAGUUCAAAAGUUGAGCUAAUGCUACUGUUACAGCCUGUAUAGCCUUUGCUCUUCACCAGUUUGUGUCAACAAUCUGUGAAAAGUGCCCCUCUGCUUGCUCUGUGAAGCUUAGUGUUAAUUGAAUAACCACACAGUUCAGUUGUGAAGGGCAGUUGGGACACAAUGAAGCAGCCUUUAAGCCAAACGCGGCCGAUUUGCGGUGACUCACUGCAAUUCUUUUUAGAAAGUAGUAAAAGUUUUUUUUAAGUAGUCUCCCAAAGUGAUUGUAGCUGUCUACUAGGCCGCCUCUGAAUGUCAAAGACCUGGAACACGUUGAUGGGACUUUAAGCCAAACGGCAGCUUAAAUGAUUGUGACUCACUGCUGAAACAAUGUAUAGAGAGACAUCGCAUCCGAAUGUUAAACAAGAUGUUUGUGAUUAACUUAAGUCAUUCUGUAUUUGGUUUCAAGUCAGUAAAGCCGCAAACCAGAUAUUUCAAGGCUAUAGUUGCAAAUUGUUUGAGCAUUUUUCUUAAUCGAUUACACGGAUGAAUCAGAAAUAUCAAAUUCCUGGUUCAUUUUUCAUUUUAAUCACAGAUUCAGCGAAUAUUUGGUUGUGUGUGAGUGAGGGAGAUGCUCCAUGUCCUCCCUUCUCCAUACCAUACCUUCCUGUUUUACUCACUCUACAAUGUAAAGGAUAAAACCUUAAGAAAAUAAAACUGAAAAAGGUUUGUAAACAAUGAAUUCUGUGAUUGGUAAGGUGGACCAUGCCAUACUGCAAAAAAAAUCUGAAUGAAAUGUAAACCAAAAGUUGUACAAAAUGUGAUAGUACAGAUUGCUUCUAUAAUCUGAACAUUCUACAAGUGUAUAUAUUGGGGAGCAUGACUCUCAAACCAAUAACUUAAGACUAUAAAUCACGUCCCUCACAGACGUAAACGUGAGGGACAGAAGGAGCUGAACAUUUUGAUGUCAACUCUAUUGUAUAAAGACUAGGAGAAGCAGCAGUUUACAAACAUGUGGGUGGCCUCUGCUCACUGUUUGUCCUCUAUGUAUGCAUUUGUCCUCUUACACUUACACACAAACUAAGCAGUAACGUUUCUUGGUGUAUAGGAAAUACGACGAUUAGACUGAUGCUAGGAAAGUUAAUACUAUCUUUAAUGUGUCGGUUCAACAUGCACUUUCAACUGAUAUCCUCUUGAACUGCUCGCUAGAUGGGCAUUCUCGCUAAGGACCAAUAGCGCCCUCUAGUGGUUGAUAAGUAUAGCCGAGUUAUAUUAUAGACUUAUGGCACGUUCACAUCGUUGGGAAAUAUGGGGAAAACAUUUUCGCGAUGUCGGAGAGUUCUCGUGAACGACACCUCAUGACGCUCUUAUGAUUCUACUUCUGAUCGGUAACUGGGGCCAGAUUUUGAUAACAGAGUUGCCCAGUUGGUGACUCAUGGUUUACUAGUGACACGCAUGAACAUGGCGGAGCAUAAACGAUUUACUCAAUGUAAAACCAUUAUAUCACAUACUUUACUAUUGAUUUACGUAACCAUCUGUUGGCAUCGACUUUGCUCAGUUUUAAACGUUGUGUACUGGUAAACCAGCCCUAGAUAAGGGCAAGUGUAGCCUUCCAUGCAGUGGCAAUACAAUGUGCUUCUCAUAAAUAAAAGCAAAAGGAUAGUAGGUGAUAGGCUACAAGGAAAUAAAGGCCUUCAAACUUGAAACUGAUAUUACCAAGUUCUGUUUAGUUUUACUUAGUUACUUUUUUUUAUCUGAUAAAAAAAAACCCUGCUGUGAAGAACUUUUAUGGCGCAUUUCCACUGCAGGGUGCGGAACGGAUCGGAUCGCAAAAGUGCGGGUCGGAUCGCGUUUCCACCGCCAAAAGUGGGCGUGACCCGGACUUUGCCGUACCCGUUCCGACCCCAUUCUAGGGACUCCUCCGUUGCGGUACCCAAAACGAGACCAGACGCCUGAAAGGGUACCCUGGAAUUCUAGCUACACCCCCCCUCCGUUGAUUGGUCGACAGAAUCGUCACUUCCGGGUGACGCGGGGAUAAAAACAAACAAACAGUAGCCUCAAGGUAUUAUUCUUUACAAUUAACAUGUCGCGUAAAAAGCUUGCUUGGGCGAACAAGGAGGUGGAGACGUUCGUCUGCAUUCUUGCGGAGGAAGACGUUGUUUACGAUGUUUACGUAGCUGCCGCGGCGAUUGACAUCCGGCCUACCACCAAGGGUACUGUCGGCAGUGGAAACGCGACCUCGGAACUGAGCUGGGCUAUACUGCCCCCUCCCUACCGCCCCUUUGCGAUCCGAUCCGUUCCGCACCCUGCAGUGGAAACGCGGCAUUAGAUUCCCAAGGCAGUGCAAAUGAACGGUCGCUGUCGGGAACACGCAUAAGCGUGAGCGUCAUUACUGACGAGCCGUCUCGUUAGACCAUGAACGCGCCUAUAGGCCUACCAUUACAUAAACCUUGUCGGAAAUACAAUUUCAAAUUUGAAGACUUCGCUUUCAUUUUCUUUGGCAACAUUUUUGGGUGUUGAGCGGUCAUUUCUCCAAUUGAUGCUAACGUUUUUGCCAACCAGUUUAUUUUAUUAUAAUUUAUUUUUAUAAUGCUGCAAAGGAAAGGGCUUUCAUCAGUGUGCCAUUGGCUCAAUCUUUAUUCUGUUACCUCCUUGGCAAAAGAUGGAGACAGAUACAUUAACUAACAUGACAAUCGAGAUAUGCAAAUUAUUUUGCUCCUCUGCUUAGCAAUGAGUCAGUUGAGGGGUUCAUCUGUUAAGGAUGGCCACUGGGCGCCUUCCCAGGGGGAGGUUCCAGCCACGUCCAGUGGGGAGGAGGCCUCAAGGGAAGACCCAGGACUAGGUGGAGAGAUUAUAUCUCAACACUGGCCUGGGAACGCCUCGGAUCCCCCCCGUCAUAGUUGGUCAAUGUGGCCCCGGGGAAGGGAGGUCUGCGGCCCCCUGCUGGAGCUGCUGCCCCCGCGACCCGACCCCGGAUAAGCGGUUUGAAGAUGAGGAUGAGGUAGAUCAGUUAUAUUCACUUGAGAUAGCUUUCUUCAAUGUCAAUAAAGCUACUUAAUGAUCUGAAUAAAGAUAGGAGGUUGGAGGAUCAAUAGGCUGGGUAAAAAUAUCGAUUCAUCAAUGCACUGCAAUUUAUUUGUUCUCGAUCCAAUUUCGAUCCAGACAUUUUUUUAAUUGAUUAUUUAAAAAAAAAAAAGAACAAAGAAGCAUACUCAGUCAUUGUAAUCUAGAAGCGAGUUUGCCUAAAUGUACAUGCCCUUUUACAUUUGUCCAUGUUAUGAUUAGCUAUUACUUUUAUGCUGCAAGUUUGGCUCAGGAACAAUAAUAUACAAUGAAUGGUGUAUUCCCUUUUUCCUAUUUAAAGCACAAUGAAGUGAUUAAUUCAUUAUGAAAUGGUUAAUUCUAAAUAAUAUUUAGGUAUUUUUGGCGUCUGCACCUAUUAUUGAAUCGAUAUCGAAGCAAUUGGAUCAAUAUCGAAUCGAAACGAUAUCAAAUCGAAUGAAGACCUAAAGAAUCCAAUUGAAUUGAAUCGUGAGGUACCUGUCAAUAACCAGCCCUAAGCAAUAUUGAGGUGCAUCCUUUCUCAGCGCAGUUUUUCUAAACUGAAACUCAUUCAAACAUAUCUACCGUCACCAAUGGGGCAGGAACGCUUAAGUGGCACAUGGGUGUAUUAUUACUUACUUACCGGAUUCAAUAUUAUCCAUCUUGCUGGUCCCAGUGCUUAAGGACAAAGCUGGGAGUGUAAGUUGGAUGGAUAAUUAUAGGCCCAUAGCGCUAGCCAGCAUAUUAUCAAAAGCGAUGGAAAGAAUUCUACUUGAUAGAGUAACUGGGUAUCUUUCUUUCUGUGACAAUCAGUUUGGUUUUAAACCAAACCAUGGGGCAGACAUGUGUAUACAUGCACUCAAGGAAAAUGUGAACCUGUACAGGGCCAAAUUCAAAAUUCAUCUGUCCUUAUGUGCUUUAUUGAUGCCUCCAAUGCAUUUGAUAGAGUUAACCACAGGAAACAAUUCAUGAAGCUAACACGAAGGGGCGUGCCUGGGUAUAUUGUGAGGGUUCUGAUAUACUGGUAUGCUCACCAGAAGAUGCAGAUUAAAUGGGGAGGGAGUAUAUCAGCCUCCUUUGGAGUUGACAAUGGCGUUAGGCAGGGUGGAACCUUGUCUCCUAUUUUAUUCAACUUGUAUGUCAAUGAAUUGUCCAUGCAAUUCAGAGCCUGUAAAACAGGGUGCUUAACUGGAGAAAUGUUGAUGAACCACCUUAUGUAUGCAGAUGAUUUGGUCAUUAUUAGCCUAAGUAGUGCUGGACUACAGCAACUCCUUAAUAUCUGCACUGAGUAUGGAUUAAACAU
This is a messenger RNA of Gadus chalcogrammus (walleye pollock), 5453 nucleotides long. RefSeq lists its product as uncharacterized. Bases 121 to 897 code for a protein of 258 amino acids. Lineage: Eukaryota; Metazoa; Chordata; Actinopteri; Gadiformes; Gadidae. The record is from RefSeq and is a predicted model, not a curated record. The transcript has 5 exons.